AUGAGAACAUCAAUAUUUUCCAUUUGCUCACUUGCCGUUUGUUUAAGAAGAAUUUUAUUGCUUUCAGUUGCUUCUUGUUUAGUUUAUUUGGCUUUGUGGAAUUUUUCUUUUCCGAAAAAUCCAUUAAUUUCCCCCUCUACACAAUAUCGCUCUUUGUUGUCUAAUGAUAGGUGGAAGGAUAAUGAAAGGAGAAAAAAUGAUGAAAUGAAAAGGCCACAAAAUUCACUAAAUUCUAAAGACGAAAGGCCACUAAAUGAUUUAACAGAAGCUAUCAACUACAAUAAAUUGGAUAAUUUAUUGUUGGAAACCGCAGCUUCUAAAUCUAUUUUAAUGGGGGCAAUUAAAUUAGAAGAAGUUACAGAAGCACAACAACAAAAAGAAAAGGAACUUCCUCCACAAUUAUCAAAAUCGGAAUAUUGCCCUGAAUUGGAAAAGAAUAUUUAUUUAAAAGGACAUAUUGGCCAGGCAACCCUUUUAAUUGAAGAAUUGGAAGAAGGGGAAGUGGCUAAUGCAAAUACUGAUUUGGAUCCGGGGGGAAGUUGGAAACCUUUGAAUUGUACAGCCAGACAUAAGGUUUUCUUGAAAUUUUAUUUUUUAUUAGGGAUGUCCUUGGGGGUUUUUUCAACCCGAAAUUUGAAAAUUAAUUUUAUUUCCCAUUAGGAAUGUCUUUGGGGUUUUCCAACUCGAAACCCCGUUCGAAGGAAAUCUUGAAAUCCGACCUGACUUUUUUUCUUAAUCCAUACAUCCCUGUCAGGGGUGAGCGCAUUACGUUAUUUGCGUUAAAUUUUGGCCUUACGACAGUGAGAUUUUCUUUUGUGCUGACCUCUGAUCCCUUUUGUUUGUUGGUUAGUGGGUAGAGGUUGAUCUUUGGAAGGUGAAGAUUUUUUUGUCUUUUCUGGAAUCUUC
This is a messenger RNA of Meloidogyne enterolobii, 906 nucleotides long. Lineage: Eukaryota; Metazoa; Nematoda; Chromadorea; Rhabditida; Meloidogynidae. The record is from the annotation of a GenBank genome assembly.